This is a messenger RNA of Kalmanozyma brasiliensis GHG001, 1113 nucleotides long. Its product is annotated as Alcohol dehydrogenase GroES-like protein. Gene Ontology annotation, molecular function: zinc ion binding; oxidoreductase activity. Bases 1 to 1113 code for a protein of 370 amino acids. Lineage: Eukaryota; Fungi; Basidiomycota; Ustilaginomycetes; Ustilaginales. The record is from RefSeq and is a predicted model, not a curated record. The transcript has a single exon.
AUGGCGCCCUCAGCUACCUCAUCCCACUCGCACGCCGAUGCUCGAGAGCAAGACCUGCAGAUCUCCGGCCAGAACCGCGUCGCCAUCUUCGACAAGCAAGGCGGCCCCGUCUCGGUCAAGGAUGUGCCCAUCCAGCGUGAUCUCAAGCGCGGCGAAGCGCUCGUCCGCGUCAUCUACUCGGGUGUCUGCCACACGGAUCUGCACGCCAUGCUCGGUGACUGGCCGCUCGACAACAAGCUUCCUCUCGUUGGCGGUCACGAGGGCGCUGGUGUCGUCGUUGCUCUCGGUGAGGGUGCUGAUCAGUUUGUCAAGAUCGGCGACCGUGUCGGCAUCAAGUGGAUCGCUACGUCGUGCCUCAACUGCUCGUUCUGCCGAACGGGUGCCGAACCCAACUGCCCCCACGCUCAGUGCUCAGGCUUCAGCGUCGAUGGCUCGUUCCAGAAGUACGCCGUGUCAUACGCUAACCACCUGAGCAUCAUUCCGGAUGGCCUGCCGCUCGACCAGGCCGCGCCCAUCCUCUGUGCUGGUGUGACGGUGUACAAGGCGCUCAAGGAGGCCCAGCUUCUGCCUGGUCAGUGGGUCGCCAUCCCCGGCGCUGGUGGCGGACUGGGACAUCUUGCCGUGCAGUACGCACGGGCUGCCGGGUAUCGCAUCAUCGCGAUCGACACGGGAGAUGACAAGAGGCAGCUGUGCGAGUCGCUCGGCGCGGAAAAGUUCAUCGACUUCAAGACCUCGAAGAACCUUGUUGAGGACAUCAAGGCCGCCACGCCCGACGGAUUCGGUCCUCAGGCUGCUGUUGUUGCCGCUUCGGGAGCUGCGGCCUACGAGCAGGCACUCGACUAUAUUCGCCCUCGCGGUGUGCUCGUUGCCGUCGGCCUCCCCGGUCAGGCGGACAUCAAAGCCAACGUCUUUUUCACAGUAUUCCGAUCGGUGCGCAUCGUCGGCAGCUACGUUGGAAACAGGCAGGACGCCCAGGAGGCCCUCGACAUCGCCGCCAGCGGCAGGGUCAAGACGACGUUCAAGACGCUCGGUCUCUCGCAGCUGCCCCAGGUGUUCGAUGACAUGCACAGCGGCAAGAUCGCGGGCAGGAUCGUGCUCGACAUCGACCAGUAG